Molecule: messenger RNA, 3530 nt
Organism: Harpia harpyja (harpy eagle)
Lineage: Eukaryota; Metazoa; Chordata; Aves; Accipitriformes; Accipitridae
Gene: OPTC
Product: opticin
Exons: 7
Coding region: 2317-3306 (329 amino acids)
Molecular function (GO): protein binding
Source: RefSeq, a predicted model, not a curated record
GCCCAGGGGUCAACCUCGCUGCAGGACUUGGGUCGUAUCAUUGCUCCGGGUGGUCGCAGCUGUGACGGAGGUGGAGGAGGGAUGCCCUGGGCUGGUGUGCCGACGCUGCAGAUGGCCACCCUGUAGCUUUAGGGUGCAGGGCGAUGCCAGCCGGGCGUACCGGUGGCGGGGUGGCUAAGGGGGAGCAGGAUCCGUGCAGGAGGAGGGUGGCCAGGUCUGGCACCGACCGGCAGGACCGGCAACGACACCUCGUGGCCACGUCCCAGGGCCCCGGGGCGAGGGACACGCUCCUCCAGCCUGGGCCCUCCUGGGGGGCUUUGGCCUUGGCUCUGCAUUGCUCUGGAGGCCGAGGGGUUUAUUCCCUCAUGGUGGUGUGAAUUUGGCAGGAGGGAGCGGGAAGUCCGUCUGGCCCCCGCAGCUGGAGCUGGGCUCUCCUGCGCCCUGCCUGGGUUGCACCUUCCCCGCAGCAAUACACCACGCAUCCUCCUUUGCAAGACCAGCCCCCUCCCAGGCUUUCAUCCCCACCAGACACCCCCCCCAGCAGCAUCAGUCCAUGGUGCCGCAGCUCCCUCCCAGCAUCCUGCAUCCUCCCCGUGCUGCAGGGAUGCAGGGCUCAGCGCAUCGGCCGCACUCCGCUGCUUCCAGCUAACCCCUGCUCUCCCCGAUGCCGGCAGGACCCAAAGCCUGUGGGACCCCAAUGCUGGUGACCUGUCCUGGGCAUGGGACCCCCUCCCCGGGGGCAAAGCAGAGCCGGCUGCUUUGCAGUGAUGCCAGCGGGACACUUGCUCUCGUAUUUAGGUACCUGGGGUCAGAUGCUGCCGUGGGUGUAAACUCGGGCUCUGCCGCGGCUGGGUUGACCCAUGAGAUCUCCGCUCUGUUCUCACAGUCCCUCUGCCCUCCUGCCUUGACUCCCACCUCCUGGAAGUUUUACUCUCUGUUGCUUUCUUGAACCAAACACAUGACUGGUUUUGCCUUUUUUUUUAGAAAAAAGGAAAGAAAAAGAAAAAGGAAGAAUUACUCUUUUGGAAAAGCUAUUUUUUAUUCCCCCUUCUCCCUGUUUUCACAUGUAUUGCUUCCCUCUUUGAUAGCUGUACCUGCAUAUAUAGGGUGUCUGGGUUUAGGGGAGGUUAUACUCUUUUUUUCUUCCUGAUUCUCAGGAUUUAGAUUUAAGGCCGAGCAUUAGAGGAAAAAAAAAAAAAAUAUCCAACUGAAAUAAGCAUUAAAGCAAUAGACCAAAGAAACCAGCUGUUACCUCCUUUGUGUUCAGCUACCAAAACUGACCCUUCUCUGAGACGGGCAUGGGUGGGCACUGUGUCCCGCUCCCCGGGAAUGGGACAGGGAUGCUCCCCGCAGCCUGGGGACACACCAGCGACCCUGCGAGCUGGGUGCUCCCCCCUUCCCAGUGCUGGAAGGUUCAUGAAACCCCCGUGCUAGUUCAGGCUUGUUUUCUCACCAUAAAAGUCUAUUCUCCAAAUCUUCCUCCAGUGGGCUUUAUUGGGUUCGACAGGUUUCAACCUUAAACCCGGAGACCCUAUGUAUAUAUUUAUAUAUAAUGUGUAUAUAUACUGGUAGACUGUACAGAUAUAUCUAGAGACAUAUGUAGUUCUCAACCGAUUUCAACUUAAUGGUAUUUUCACUCCUACUCUCCGCAGCAGUGAAAAUAAAAUGAUUCACAAAGGACCCAGAGCCGCGGUUGGACCUGCCUCUCUCUGAUCCAUCCUCAUCUUCCUUGCUGCACGGGAGCUGCCGCUUCAUUCAGGACCAGAUUUCCUCUGUUGGGGCCAACCUUCCCACUGGUCGGAGCUUGGGAGACCCCGGGGGUCCCUUCAGCGGGAGACUGGUGGGCUCAGGGCUUGGCUGGUUGUGGUGUGCCCUCGCUUGAAGCGAUGCUGGGUUGGACUCGCAAGCAGUGCCAGUGUCAAAGCAGCAGGCACGCCUGCAAAACCUCCCUGCGGAGCGGCAGUGGGUAAGCUUAUGGAGCAUGUGCCUGUCUUAAUGAGCACCUCUGCUGAUUAAGAGAGCCCGACCUCGUCUGCAGCUCCCAGGGUCGUGGCUGCAGCUGAUGGGCGUUAUUGUCCCUGCAAGCCAGCUGGGAGAAGGUGAUGGCUGCCUGCGCUGUGUGUCAGGGCAGGGUGUGUGAACUCGGGCUGAGCUGCACCCACGUCACCUUCAUGCUCCCAGGGAAGCCGGACAAACGUCCCUGGGGGCACCUGGCCCCAUCCUGACCUGCAUUGCUGGCCCUGUCGGAGCCCUGUGCCUCCAGGGACUGCGGUCCCCAGCGCUGCCCUCGGAGCGGUGACCCUGGCCGGGUGCAGGAUGCGGACCCUGGCCUGGCUGGGCAUCGCCAGCCUGUGUCUGGGGGCAGCUUGGGCUGUCCCAGCCAAGGAGGAGAAGAGGAAGGCAGGGAACCCAAAAGCUGAUUUUGCACUCUACGAAAACCUGGACCUGGACAACUAUGACCUGACAUUGGACAACUAUGGUGAGAUCCUUGACCUGAACAACUAUGAGGAGCUCUACGACUACGGCGACCUUGCUCCGAAGGUCGAGGUUGGCACCCUGGCUCCUCGCCCCAAGGACCCCAUGGCUCUCCCAAACCUGGGCACCACGGCUGAAACCCCGAAGCUGCAGCCUCCGACCACCGCCGGCCCCGUCCGCCCAGCACCCAUCCCCGUGCAGUUCCUGCCCAGUUGCCUGCUCUGCCUGUGCAUCAGCACCUCUGUCUACUGCGACGACACCGACCUGGAGCACAUCCCGCCGCUGCCGCCGGAGACUACAUACCUCUAUGCCCGCUUCAACCGCAUCGGCGCGAUCCGGGCCAGCGAUUUCACGGGACUGAAGAAGCUGAAGCGAAUAGACCUGACCAGCAAUUUCAUCUCCUGGGCAGAUGCGGAUGCCUUCCGCUUGCUCCCCAGCCUGCAGGAGCUCAUCCUGCCCGAGAACAGGCUGACGGCGCUGCCCGAGCUGCCCCGCAGCAUCGUCCGGCUGGACGCCCGUCUCAACAGGAUCCCCAGCACCGGCCUCCGGCCCGAAGCUUUCCGGGACUUGAAGCAGCUGCAGUUUCUCCAUCUGUCCGAUAACCAGCUGGAUUAUAUCCCGGCACCCCUGCCCGAGAGCCUGCGCUCCCUGCACCUCCAGAACAACAACAUCCAGACCAUGCACGAGGACACGUUCUGCAACAGCCAAGACCACAGCCAGAUCCGCAGGGCGCUGGAGGACAUCCGCCUCGAUGGCAACCCCAUCAACCUCAGCCUCUUCCCCAACGCCUAUUUCUGCCUGCCCCGCCUGCCCACGGGCCACUUCUUCUGAGCCCCACAGCCCCAACGCUGGGAAACAACGGCGAGCAUUCCCGGACCCACCAUGCCCUCACCCCAAACCCCCUCGGACCCUGCUGCCCCAUGGAAAAUGUGGGGUUAAGGCAGAUGUAUUUAACCCUGGUGUGAGCUGAGCCUCCGUGCAGGGGUGAACUCAGUUCUGGGGCAAAUGGAGCAGGGGAUAGGCAGCUCUAAUAAAAUGAAGACUUUACAAAUGCA